AUGCUCUCGAGACACCUUUGUUUAGUCGGACGUGCGUUCUCCUCCGCAGUACAAGAAUCCGCUUCCUCCAGUGAAUCCAAUGUGUCAAACUUUCAAAGAGAACUGUGGCGAAAGCCGGAGAGUCCGUUCGUCAAGACGCCCCAAGCAUGGAUCUCGAGUCUGGAGACCGUCGAUGAGGAGAAGAUCGGUCUCGUCGACCUCCAUCCAGACAUCUUCAGAACGGCUCCACGCAUCGACAUUCUGCAUCGUAAUCUGACGUGGCAGAGUGUUUAUCGAAAUGUUCAGAUGACAAAGAUGUUGACGAAGGCAGAAAUGCCGGGAGGAGGCAGGAAGCCGUGGCCGCAAAAGAAGACCGGACGAGCGCACGUCGGAUCGAUCCGCGCCCCACAGUUCAUUCGAGGAGGUUUCGCAAACGGCGUUCGAGGUCCGAGGACAUGGUUCUACAUGCUCCCAGAUGCCGUCCGAAUCCAGGGACUCUGCGUUGCUCUCACCUUGAAGCACGCACAGGACGAUUUGCACAUUGUCGACAAUAUUCAGCACUUGCAUAACGGCGAUCCCAAAUUCUGGCUUGAUGUGAGACUCCGUUCCCCUGUUUGUUCAUCUGUUUUUACUCUGUUUUCAGUUGUGCGAAGCCCGCAACUACGGAUAUUCUGUUCUCUUCGUGGACGACAACGAUCAAGUGACGGGCGGUCUGGCCGAGGCGCAGCAGGCACUUCCGUGGCUCAACGUGAUGCCGGUUUACGGACUCAACUGCUUUUCGCUCAUCAAAUACGAUACCGUCGUUCUGUCGAGAAGUGCCCUGGAAAAAGUAGAAGAGCGACUGCUUACUCACAUGAACAGGGCAGGACCAAUGAACAAGAAAUUCAGGUAACUUCAUGGAACCCAAAAGAGCUUUUUGAAACUGUUUUGUUGCAGAUACACAGACUACAAAGAGAAGAUCCUGCAGGAAGCGGAGGCGGAAGAGAAUCCGUUGAUGCCUCCAGUUGUUUGA
Molecule: messenger RNA, 991 nt
Organism: Caenorhabditis sp. 36 PRJEB53466
Lineage: Eukaryota; Metazoa; Nematoda; Chromadorea; Rhabditida; Rhabditidae
Source: the annotation of a GenBank genome assembly